CCCCUAUCACUGGUUUUUGACGACAUUUUUGAUGACUCCGAUGCAUUGCACGUUGACAUGCUUAGAAAUGCAUCUAGCUUUCGCAUGCAUAUAUAGCUAGAGUUAAUACGAUCGCAAUGUAUCAUUCUCCUUCACAAUAACCACUUUACUGCACACCACCACUGUACCAGCCAUGUCCGCCGUCAAGACUGAGUUUGACCCAAAGAAUAUGCCCUUCCGCCGUUUGGGCCCCAGCGGCCUACGGGUCCCUGUGUUCUCGCUUGGUGGAUGGUUGACGCUAGGAGGAACCGUUGUCGGUGACCCUGUCAAGGAAAUCAUCAAAGUUGCCUUCGAGAAUGGCAUCAACAUGUUCGACACGGCUGAGGGCUACGCAAAGGGUCACUCGGAAGUUGAAAUGGGUCGAGUUAUCAAAGAACUCGGCUACCGUCGCUCUGACUUGGUCAUCACCACGAAAUUGUUCUUUGGUACCCGUACCGGUCCGAAUGACACCGGUCUCUCUCGAAAACACAUUAUCGAAGGUACCCAGGAGUCGCUGAGCCGUCUUGGCCUCGACUACGUUGAUGUCAUCUUCGCACACCGCCCUGAUUACUCCACUCCGAUGGAGGAGGUCGUCCGCGCCUUCAACUAUGUCAUUGAGAAAGGCUGGGCAUUCUACUGGGCUACAUCAGAGUGGUCUGCCAGGGACAUUGAGGAGGCUUACCACGUCGCUGACAAACUUAACCUGAUCCCUCCUAUCGCUGAGCAGUGCCAGCACCACAUGCUUCACCGUGAGCGCCCAGAAAAGGAGUACGCACCUCUUUACAAGAAAUAUUCCAUCGGAACUACCGUUUGGUCUGCAUUGGCCAGUGGGCUCCUUACUGGAAAGUACAACAAUGGUGUCCCAGCAGAUUCGCGGUUCGCCGCACAUUCCGAUUUCUUCAAGGACACUCUGAAGAGCCUCAACGAAGAGGAGGGCCUCGCUAAGAUUCGCAAAGUCCAAGCGCUCACCAAGCUCGCCGAGACGGAAUUGGGCUGCAGCGUCACGCACUUGGCAUUGGCAUGGAUUGCAAAGAACCCGAACACAAGCACUGUCAUCCUCGGUGCCUCUAAGCCCGAGCAGGUGGUCGAUAACUUGAAGGCACUGGAUGUUAUUCCCAAGCUGACGCCUGAGAUCCUAGACAAAAUUGAGACGAUACUCCAAAACAAACCUGCACCAAUUCCUACCUUCGGCAGGCCAGCACUUGAUUCCUCUGGUCGCCAAUGAGGUCGAUGACUUUUCGGUAGUUUGUUGAUUUCAUGACAGCAAGGAUUGAAAGCCAAACGGUCAUGCAUCUGUAUUACUAUGAUACAUGAAUCAGAAACAUGUGAAUGGACAGAGCAGGCUGCAGAACAGAAACGUGCGACCAUUCGGAGAACGAGAGCUUCGUCUGCGAAUUCACUAAUACAAAUGAUGUUCUUGAUUGAAGGACUGUUGGAACGUCUGGAGAGGCCCCCGGAAGUUCCCGGAUA
This is a messenger RNA of Suillus paluster, 1488 nucleotides long. RefSeq names its product NADP-dependent oxidoreductase domain-containing protein. NCBI's taxonomy places the organism in Eukaryota, Fungi, Basidiomycota, Agaricomycetes, Boletales, Suillaceae. The record is from RefSeq and is a predicted model, not a curated record. The transcript has 12 exons. Bases 173 to 1243 code for a protein of 356 amino acids.